AUGGCGUCGUUUUGCCAGGCUAGAGCUGAGCUGGCUCAUUUUCAAUUUAUACCCACAUUGGUCCCUCGCAGUUGGUGUUAUUAUACAAAGCUCCACUCCUGCAUGCUUCGCUCUCCCUCUUCUUCGCGUUCUUCAUCGCAUUCUUCAGGCUCCCAAUUCUCUUCCUCUACGCUCUCCAAACCUACAUCCAUCCCGAUGUCCAACCCUCCACCUCCAACGACCUUCGUGCUGCCAUUCGCCGCCGUAGCGCCCCCAAAGUUCCUUGGCCCACUUGUGUUGGUACUUCUCAAAUGGUACCUUCCAGAGACCUUGGUCAACACACUACUCAAUAUGUACGUCAAAUUCCACCUCUUGGAAGAGGCACACAAGUUGUUCGACGAAAUGUUCGAACGAAAUGUUGUUUCAUGGACGACUUUGAUAUCUGCUUAUUCUCAGGCUAAGCUGAAUGAUACGGCUGUAAGACUCUUGAUUGGUAUGCUUAGAGAAGGUGUCAUGCCUAACAUGUUCACUUUUUCUUCUGUUUUGAGGUCUUGUGAGAGGCUCUCUGAUCUCAAACAACUUCAUUCUUUCAUACUGAAGGUGGGGUUGGAGUCUGAUGACUUUGUAAGGAGUGCCCUUAUUGAUGUUUACUCAAAACUGGAAGAGCUGUUUGAAGCUGAGACUGUUUUUCGUGAAAUGUUGACUGGAGACCCUGUUGUUUGGAGCUCCAUCAUCACUGCUUUCGCUCAACACAGCAAUGGGGAUGAGGCCUUGAACCUUUACAAGAGGAUGAGGAGAGCUGGCUUUCUGGCCACACAACCGACUCUCACGAGUGUUCUGAGAGCGUGUACUAGUUUGUCAUUGUUGGAGUUAGGGAUGCAGGCACAUGUCCAUGUGCUAAAGUAUAAUCAAGAUCUUAUCCUUAACAAUGCAUUGUUAGAUAUGUAUUACAAGUGUGGUAGUGUGGAAGAUGCAAAGCUCAUUUUCAAUAGGAUGGCUGAGAAGGAUGUUAUCUCUUGUUGCUAUCUCUUAAAAAGCCUAACAUGUUGUAUAGGCUUGAAACCAUUGAUUAGAUUGGGUGCCAAUAUGCCUACAAGAGCAAAGCGCAUGGCCCGGUGGAGUGAUUUCGAUCAAUACACAACCGUCGGAAUCAGCCAUUUGACCCCUUAUCACAAUGGAGAGACUAACGAUGUUGUUCUAUAUUUUGGGAUUAUUGAUAGCUUGCAAAACUAUGAUAUCGGCAAGAAGCUGGAGCAUGCGAUGAAGAGAGCGAUGAACAAGAAGAAGACAUAA
Molecule: messenger RNA, 1272 nt
Organism: Arachis ipaensis
Lineage: Eukaryota; Viridiplantae; Streptophyta; Magnoliopsida; Fabales; Fabaceae
Source: RefSeq, a predicted model, not a curated record